AAUUUUUUCAGUGACGUGAACGAUUCAACUUUUUAUAGAUUUGUGAAAGUAAUGGAAUAUUUUGAAUAUUUCUACUUCACGUAGGUUAUAAUCGCGUUUAUUAUGGAAUCGUGUUUAAUAUAGGUAAUAUAUAUUGUACGGUGAAAAUAUAAAUCUUCAACUUAAAGGAGCGUAGACUUCAAGUACGGAAUAUGUCCAACAAUAACUUUUGGGGUAAUUUGGAUUCGUAUUCAAACUUGCAUCAGCAACCAGCUGAAACUUCACAACCAAAUGACGAAUGGAGUUGUAGUACAGAUGAUUGGAAUUAUAUUGAUCAGUCUUCAACUAGUAAAAACACUAAUUCACAGAAGUUUAAUUCUACUUUAAAUUCAGAUUUAACUCUGAAUAGCUAUUCUAUACCAGAAACUCAUGAUGGAACAUCUAAUUCUCUAGUUAAUUCAAACAGGCCAACCUAUAAUUAUAAAAACGGAAUUGAAAAUGAACAACAUACCUUUCCUGUUAAUAAUUGGUUCAAUAAACCUGAAAGUCAAUUUGAACAAAUAACUAAUGUCCAAAAUAUAUUUGUUAAUCAACAUACUGAUAAUAAAAAAAKUGACAAUAUUAUUGAAACUGAGGACAAUUUCUGGGCAGAUGUUGAAAAUAGUGAAAUUCUUCCACCAGAAUCAUUUCAGAAUGAAUCACUUCAACUUUCAAUGAAUAAUUUACAAAUAAGUAACGAGGUAAUACCCUCCAAUGUAUAUGAGAAAAAUGUGAGACAUAAAGAUACUGAAAUCACAAAAAACAAUUUUGUAGAAAAUGAUGAUGAUAGACCACCAGUUGGACUUGAUCGAUUAGUUACUGGUCAAACAAAAUCAUUUGAAGAUUAUUCUAAUCCUGAACCAUGUGGUCCGCAACCAUUUGAUGUCAGAACAGUACUUGGCCAAUUAAGUGAUGAUGAUAUUCCUGUUAAACGACAUGUAAUAGGUUCCCAAAUUGGAGCCAGACCAAUUGAUAACAAUUCAAAUUUUCAAAGUAUUGAUAACAAUUCAAUUACUUUAAAAAAGCUUCCGUCUUUAGAACAAUUUCAAAAUCAGUUUGAAGGUCAUUCUCGACAAGUUUUACAUAGGGAUGUUGAAGAUUUUGUUAACCAAGCUAAUGAUAGUCAAAAACUGGAUGAUUCAGCUAGAAAUACUUCUGAUAUUGAUAGAAAUGAAUCAAAAUCAGAAAUAAAAGAACCUAUUACAGUCAUAAAGAAAAGUCGCCCAAAAAAUGAUCGCGAUGAACGGACUGGUCCAGAUGGUUAUAUGAAUGAAUCAAGUCCAUACUUACGGUCAACCACUCAAAACCAAAUAAAACCUAUAGUAGAUUCCCAACAAGAUAAUAGUCUAAAAUUGACAACUUCCACUCAAUCAGAAAGCAAUGAAAAGUUUCAAGAUUAUGACAGAAAUGAAAAGCGAGUAGAGAAAAAGCAUUCACUACCCCCGCCUGGGUUUUGUAGAAUGGUUGAAGGUAAUAUUGGAGAAGAUUCUGUUCAAAAGUUGAACAGGAUGCCAAAAACUAACCAAAAAAAUGACGAACGACAGCGACGACAUUCAAUUGAUUCAGAUUCAUCAGUUCCAUUAACUAAUCCUGUGUCAGAAGAAGGUCUUAAGAGUAUCCGAAGAGGGCCCCAACAAAAAAAAUACAAUAAAAAUUUGGAGCAUUUUCACAAUCGAGAUCGAAGACAUUAUCGACAUCCUAGAGAGAGUGAAGAAGAUUAUUUUUAUGAAGAGGAGGAAGAAAAUGCUUCAUUGAGUCCUGAAGUAGAACCUGAAUAUCGAUCACACCGCUCUCGAAACCAUCCACCCAAGCGAUACAGACAAAGAAUGCUUAAUGAAAACUACGACCACUCGGACACAGAAUACCAAAGUGAAUAUGAUGAAUAUGAAAGGCGAAGGCGAUAUAGGAGUCCAGAAUCUGAUCGAUAUAGAAGACAUCCCAGAAGUUAUCGUGAUAGAAGAUACCAAGAUGAAAUGAGUAGUCAAUAUUAUAGAAGAGAAGACAUCAAUUAUCGUAACAGACCUUCUAGUAGAACAGAUUCAGAUUAUCAUAGAAGAUAUUCACCUGUACCAUUUCAAGAUUAUUCAGCUCAUAUUGAAAUGCUUGACCCAUUAGAAAGGAGGAGUUUCCUUUUAAAAUUCAGAGAAAAUAACCCUAAAGCAUAUACUGAAUGGUACACAAAUUAUAAAGCCAAAGUUGAAAUGCAAAAAUUGAUAUCAAGAACUAAAAAUGGUUCAGAAUGUAGUACACCAGUAUCUACUACUUCACAUGAUGUAGGACCUUUAAAUCAUAUGGCUAGACUUGAAAAAGAAAAUCAUCGAACUACUCCUCCAAGAUAUCAAAAGUAUCAUGUAAAUGUAAAAAUGAAUAUGGGUUUUGGAAAAUUAUAUGUGUUGGACUCAUCAAAUGCAACUAUAGAUGUUUUCAAAGCAAUGCCAGGAUUGGAUAACGUUGAUACUGCAGAACUUUUCAGAUUUCCCACUCCUUUUGUAUUAGGUAAGACACACAAAAAUGCUGUGGCUCAGUAUUUGAAUAAACUAGCAGAUGAAGCAUCAAAUAAUUCAGAGCGGCUGUUGUACGAAUUAAUUUGUAUGAUAACUAAGCGUAAUGGAAUAGUUGAUGGAACUGAUAUAUCAGAACUUUUAAUGGAAAACGUAGCUAAAUUCCCAGUUGAGUGUAUAUUAUUUGAUAGUAUGAGCUUAAAGGAUACUAAGGGAAUGUCAGUCAAACCAUUAAAUAAUUUUAGAGAAUUGCUUUUACAAGGCAAUAAAUCUGAAGCUUUAGAAUUUGCUGUAUUAAAUCAAGACUGGGGAUUUGCAUUUAUAUUAGCAUUAUAUAUGGACUCAAAGGCAUUAAAUUAUGUUCGAUCUAAAUAUUUCCAAACGAUUCCACUAAAUGACACUUUGCAAACAUUCUUCCAACUUAGUAGUGGGAAUAUACCAUCAUGCACAACUUGUUGUACAGAUAACAGCUGGGGAGAUUGGAGAGAACAUUUAGCGAUGAUUUUGAGUAAUCAACAAGUCAAUAUAAAUAAUGCUCGUAAUGCCACCAUUCAACUUGGGGACACUUUAAAUGCUAAAGGUGACGUGUUUGCUGCUCACUUUUGUUAUUUGGCUAUACAGAUACCAUUAGAAUCAAUUGGAUUAUCUUCUAAGUUUACGCUUUUGGGUACAUCUUCUGAUAAAGUAUUCAAUACUAUGGUURCAAAUCGUGCCAUAUUAUUAACCAGUGCUUAUGAGUUUUCAAUGCGAUUAAAUCUGAGCCAUUUUUAUAUUUCUAGUCUUUUGCCUUAUAAAUAUUUGCUGGCCAUUCGCUUGGCUGAGUAUGGAGAGUGUGAAAAUGCUUUACAUCAUUUGGAAGCUAUUGCAACACAGUUGAUAUCAUCACCUGAACUGGUUAAUAUGGGAUUUGUAGCCAAUGUUGUGGAAUUAAGUACAGAUUUGUAUUACAUGCAAGUAUCAAAUAAUAAUUUAUCUGGAUGUAUUGAUGCAUUGGAUUGGUUAGAAGAAUUAAAACGUAUUUUAAUGAGUUCUCAAAAUAAUUAUAAUCCUGUAGAACGCAUAUCACCAAUACAACAAAUAGACAAUUAUCAAUCACAUCAAAUUGAACAUUCUGUUGUACCUAAUGAACAGCAAACUGUUCCAGAUUCAAGUAUUGAUUAUUCUAUUAAUUACCAAACACCUCUUAUUCAAGCACCACCUAUUCAAGCACCAUCUAUACAAACUCCAACUUUUCAAGUGCCACCUAUUCAAACACCUGUACAAACUGUUCAACAGCCACUUCCUCCUCCAGUGAACCCUUAUUGGCAGCCAAAUGUCGUUUCACAAUCAACUGAUCUUCUACCGCCACCUCAAAAUGAAUAUUCACAAUACUAUGAUCCUACAUCAAUGGUUAUGACUGGGGAAGUAACUAGUCAUAAUAAUCCAAAUGAAAUGACUUCAGAAAUAUCAACCAUCGCUUCAGAUCUCACUUUAAUGGCUGAAUCAGAAAAGACAAUAUCAACAGAACCAAAAUUUGGAUUUUUUGAUCGUCAAAUGGCUGAACUAGAACCUAAAGUGUCUGGUACAGUUGAAAAAAAAUCGCAAAAAAAAAAUUUUGCAGACGAUAAACGCCAGCAAAAAGAAAAGAAUUCCUGGCUCGGAGGGUUGACUAAAUUUUGGAAGCCUUCAAAUAAUAUAGAUUCUACUGGAGAAAAUUUUGGUGCCGAAGAACCAAUUCAACAACAAGCUGCCCCUCCUUUAGAUUCAGAACUACAAUUUAAUCCAGUAGCUAAUAGUUCACCGGCCAAUCAAAAUCAUAACCAAUUUAAAAUUCAAAGGAAGCGAGGUGUAAAGGAUAUGUAUGUAAACGUUAUGAGCAACAGUAAACCAUCAGAAAAUACAUUAUCUCCAGAUCCAAUAUUCCAAAUAAAUCAAACGCCCACUACUAUU
Molecule: messenger RNA, 4448 nt
Organism: Diuraphis noxia (Russian wheat aphid)
Lineage: Eukaryota; Metazoa; Arthropoda; Insecta; Hemiptera; Aphididae
Gene: Sec16
Product: endoplasmic reticulum export factor secretory 16
Biological process (GO): Golgi organization
Cellular component (GO): ER to Golgi transport vesicle membrane; endoplasmic reticulum exit site
Source: RefSeq, a predicted model, not a curated record